UCCCUUUUCCUUUCAUUUUUUAACCAAAUAAAGACCUUUCAUUUUCUUUCUUUAUAAAAUACCAACGGAGUAACUCCUCUCAAUCCCCUUCCCCUCCCCUUAAAAAACCUCCACCCAAACACACUCAGUUUUUUUGGUAUGUUUAUUCACGUGAAUGUAGUUCAAUCUUAGAAAAAAAAAAAAAAAAAGAAGCCCGGACGGUUCGGGCUUCAGGACCAGCCCGAUUAGUAAUAGUGAGAACUGGGGACUGCGGAUGAGCAAUGAUUUUAGCUUGAUAAGGCCAACGCCGGCAGGGAUUUGGCUUCCUCCACGAGUCUGAAGGAUUUGUCUGGUCGAAGGUUAGUGGAAAAUUUGAGUGUGGUUGGAGUUGUUGACUUCGAUUUUCACAGAUUGAUGGCACUCCGAUCCACCUGACUGAAGAUGAAAUGGUACUAGGCGACUGGUGAUAGUUUCCACCUCCAACUGCAGCGAACGAGUACAAGAAAUUAGGCCUUGUAGCCGUGCUUUCGCUUACUUGAUUACUGGGAAGACGAGGUGGUUCGGAACGAAUCUUGCACGUCAACGGGCAGUUGUAUAAAUAGCUAUAAAAGAGGAAGCAGAAUCAAAAAGAGGGUGAAUUGUCGAAAAGCAAAGAGAGUCAACUUGAGAGAGAAAAGGAGUUAGAAGGGAAGGAAGCAAGAUACCUUCAAAUAAAAAAUAUAGAGCAAAACAUGAAAACACUGGGACUUUCACUUCAGGAUAACAUUCUUUCUUCACCCAAAUUACUAUUCAAUGCCACUCCUCAAAGUCUGGCAUCUCUUCCUUCGGCUCAGAAACCAUCUAAGCUUGGGAUGAGACGAGGUUUGACUCCCAGAUUUUACGAAUCACUAUUGUGGGUGAAUAGAAAGCCUGUUUGGAGUAGUUCUUUUCAUUCUAUAAGGGUGCAAUGCAACCAUAAUGGACAAUAUGAUGAUGGCUUUUACAUGAGAAGAUCUGUAGAGCUUGCAAGAAAGGCAAUUGGGUUAACCAGCCCCAAUCCAAUGGUUGGAUGUGUCAUUGUGAAGGAUGGUGAAGUUGUUGGUGAAGGGUUCCACCCUAAAGCUGGGCAGCCUCAUGCUGAGGUGUUUGCUCUGAGAGAUGCGGGUGAUUUGGCUGAGAAUGCCACAGCAUAUGUGAGCUUGGAACCUUGUAAUCAUGUGGGGAGAACUCCACCUUGUACUGAAGCUCUAAUUAAAGCCAAAGUGAAAAAAGUUGUGGUUGGAAUGGUGGAUCCAAACCCUAUUGUGGCCUCCAAAGGGGUGCAUAGAUUGAGAGAUGCUGGAAUUGAAGUUGUUGUGGGUGUAGAGGAAGAAUUAUGCAAGGGCCUCCUUGAGACCUAUACUCACCGUAUGUUGACAGGAAAGCCUUUCGUUGCUUUAAGAUAUUCCCUUUCUCUCAAUGGAAACUUUCUGGACGUACUUGGAGGUACAGCUGCAGGUUGUGGCGGAUACUAUUCGCGGUUAUUACAGGAAUAUGAUGCUGUGGUACUUUCAUCUUCAUUAUUUAGCGAAAACUUGCCAUUGCCUUCUUCCCAGGAACCUGGAGCUAAUCAACCAAUGCGUAUUAUACUACGAAGGAAUUCUAGUUCUUCAAACCAAGCUUCUUUUGUCAUUAAAGAAGUUACGGGUAAAGAUAUAAUUUUUACAGAUAACAAUACAACAGAAACAACCGAAAUGGCUCAACAAGGAAUUGAAACUGUGGCUGUUGAUGAGGUAAAUCUGGAUUUGAUCUUGGAUUACUGUUAUUGUCAAGGUUUGUGCAGUGUUCUGUUGGAUUUGAGGGGCAGUUUCUCUGAGUUUGAAGAGCUUGUCAAGGAAGGUGUUGAGAAGAAAUAUUUCAACAAAUUUGUGACGGAAAUUUUGCCAGUUUGGAAUGGAUCUGUGGAGAUGGAUCCUCCAAAACCAUUGAAGAGUUUAAAACAAGGAGUAAAAGUGAUAAAUCUACAGUCCAAAGCCUUAGAUCAGAGUGUUGUAAUCGAGGGAUAUUGUAGAUUUGAUUAAGCUGCCAUUUUAGUUGUUGAAACUUGAAAGGUGCAUGUUCCAUCAAUUCAACACAUAAAAAUAAUUAAUUACCUUCAAAUCAA
Messenger RNA from Prosopis cineraria, 2101 nucleotides. Its product is annotated as riboflavin biosynthesis protein PYRD, chloroplastic. Gene Ontology annotation, molecular function: diaminohydroxyphosphoribosylaminopyrimidine deaminase activity; zinc ion binding. Bases 711 to 2018 code for a protein of 435 amino acids. The record is from RefSeq and is a predicted model, not a curated record. NCBI's taxonomy places the organism in Eukaryota, Viridiplantae, Streptophyta, Magnoliopsida, Fabales, Fabaceae. Gene Ontology annotation, biological process: riboflavin biosynthetic process. The transcript has 4 exons.